This is a messenger RNA of Rotaria sp. Silwood1, 1080 nucleotides long. The record is from the annotation of a GenBank genome assembly. Lineage: Eukaryota; Metazoa; Rotifera; Eurotatoria; Philodinida; Philodinidae.
UCUAUUAUAUUUGAAUAUAAUAAGGGUAAAUGUAUUGAUCGAAUAAUUGAUUAUUUGUUUAAUGAUGUUGUUUCAAAUCUUGAACAACUACCAAAUGCUAAUGUUGAUGAUUUAUGUCAAAAAAUUACUUACAAUAAAUUAAACAAAGGUUCAGCCGAUUAUUAUCAUUUAAAAGAGAAUAAAAUGUCUUUGAAAGAAUAUAUUUUAAUAUUAUUUGAUUGGAUCAAGUUUAUUAUUUCAAAUCGAGAUGCAAUCACAAAUAAUAAAAGCAAUGUUGAACUAAAAAUUAUUUUGGAGUUUCAAGCAACUGGUGAAUUAUUAUAUCAUUCUGAAAUAUUUCGUUCUAUACUAUCAAAAGUAUAUUCAAUUGCUAAUGAUGCUGAACGUAUUCUAUAUUAUUUGGAUAAAGUAUCAGCACAUCAUCGAUCACUUAAUUUAAUAUUAAAAACUUUAAACAAACGAAAAUUUGAAUAUGGUGAAAUAUAUAAAAAUAUUCAAUGGUCUUUUAUUGAACCAAUCGAAGACAUCGUUGAAUUAAAAGAAACACCAUCAUCAUCAUUUGAUAAAAUCUGGUCGGUAUGUGGUUUACCAAAUAAUGAAACAAAAAAAGAAUUUCAAGAUAAAUUUAUUCAAAAUAAAUUUAAUUCAUAUGAUUCAAAUUUAAAAUUAUCAACAUGUUUACAUAGUGAAAUUCGAAUGAUAGAUUAUUUAAUUGAACAAAAUAUAAAAGAAGUUCAUGAUAAAGAUGUAGAAAUUGGAAUAUCGAAAUUACCAUGUUAUUUAUGUUCAAUAUAUAUUGAAAAAUUAAAUGGUGAUUUUAAUCGAACGUUUUAUAUUGGUUCUUUAAUAACUGAUGGAAAAAUUUAUCCAAAUUGGAUGUUUAGAAAGAAUGAAGAAGAUAAAAUGAUAAAUUAUGUUAAUGAUCAAUUAUAUAUAUUUAUCAAAAACGACUUACAAUUGUUGGAAUUAAGAAUAAGAAAAAAAAGUGGCGAUAGUGAUACGCAAGAAAUAGACAUAGAUGAUGAUGAUGUCAAUAAUGCAUUUAUGCAUAUGACGAUGAAGGAAAAAAAUAAGCAAUAA